AAAUCAAUAGUAAACAAUAUGUGCCAGAAAUUCACAGUGCUUACUUUAGCGUAUCUCGCAGUUUUUGUAGCGAUCACGAAGUGCGAAGAUGAUAUUAGUAAGCCGCAGAUUUUGGAGAUUUUGGGAAAAGACACGAGCGUCGGCCGUACGUUCGGUCACAAUGCACUCAAGCGGCUCUCAUUCAUUUUUCUACCGGUGAUGUUCACACUGGGAGUCAUCUCCACACUGCUCAUGGCUCUCGCAGUCAUUUCCGUAAAAAACCUCGCUAUUGGAGUUAUGUUACUUAUUGUUGCUGUCAGUCAGGCAGUAUCUCGAUUUUUCUUCGCGGCGGCGGCGCCUGCAGCACCUGUAUUUCUGCCCCGCGCAGAAGUUCUACCUGCUCCUAUACCUGCAGCCUGGCCCGUCCCUGCUCCUGCGCCAGUUCUUUCCCCAUGGGCCAGAUCCGACAACGAGCAUGUUAUAUCUGAUUAGAAACACGGCGCAAAUUCAACUACAGAAACAGUAAUAAUUUUAUGACGCGGUAUAAAGUUCAAAUGAACCCACCGAAGCAUAAGUUCAGAUAAAAAUCACAAGAUACAUUAUACAACAUUGGGAAACCACUUAAACGCAGUUCAAGUAAUAUUCAUUGUAUAAUGUCUAAAUCAAACGAUAAAUAACACUUCAAUACACGGGCCCUACAGUUCUUAGUAUGUAAAGUGUCGAAAAUUAGUCGUAUCAUUAAUGCGAUUAACUACCUCAGGAGCUUAGAUGAAAAGCUAGCCACAGAACGUGCAUUUAUAAAUUUAAGUGACAUAAUUGUAUCACAUACAUAAUUAAAUCCAUAGGAAAAACGAACAAUAAUAUUAACUUAGAUAAAAACUUCGUCGGUUUC
Molecule: messenger RNA, 871 nt
Organism: Hyposmocoma kahamanoa
Lineage: Eukaryota; Metazoa; Arthropoda; Insecta; Lepidoptera; Cosmopterigidae
Gene: apn
Exons: 3
Coding region: 19-471 (150 amino acids)
Source: RefSeq, a predicted model, not a curated record